AUGCCUCCAGCUUUCACCGAAUUACCUUUAGUAUACCCACAGAUAAAGCCAUAUAUCCUCAAGAAAGAGCUCGCUACCAUCGCGGAAGACAGGAUCCAGACUGUCAGCGACCAGUACGAAACCCUGAUCGGCGGAGGCCAACACAAGCGUGACCACGCAAUGAGCAUUGCUCGCAUCUUGGCCGUACACUACGGGUAUCUGCCUGAUGGCUUCGCCAAGGAGGUUCUCGGCGUCAUCACUGCAGACCUCACCAGCGUGAUCACCCUCGAGUUCAUCCAAGAUGUUCACUGCGAAUACUCCACAGACCCAGUGCUACACGGAUCUUUCGAACUUCCGCUCGACAGGCCCAGCAUGAACACAUCUAUUCGAGAUCUUGUAAAGCUCGUGGACGAACCAGCGGAUACUUGGCACUGGAAAAAGGUUCCGGUAACAACAGCCACAAGGAUGCAUGCCGCGCCUGCAAAUGUGCACGAGAACGUUAACAACAAGAAGAGACGAGUCAUCCGGGAUGUCCAACUGGCCUUAUUAGAAUGA
Molecule: messenger RNA, 534 nt
Organism: Alternaria postmessia
Lineage: Eukaryota; Fungi; Ascomycota; Dothideomycetes; Pleosporales; Pleosporaceae
Exons: 2
Coding region: 1-534 (177 amino acids)
Source: RefSeq, a predicted model, not a curated record